Parnassius apollo (apollo) is the source of this 702-nucleotide messenger RNA. The record is from the annotation of a GenBank genome assembly. NCBI's taxonomy places the organism in Eukaryota, Metazoa, Arthropoda, Insecta, Lepidoptera, Papilionidae.
AUGGCGGACGCGCCGCCCGAGAUCCUCGAGCUGAACGUAGGCGGCGUGCACUACGCAACCACACGCGACACGCUCCUCCGCGAGCCGGACUCGCUGCCGGCCGCCGCGCUCGCCAAUCCCGAACAUCCGCGCGACGCCCGCGGUCGUAUCUUUUUCGACCGCGACGGCGUACUCUUCCGUUACGUCCUAGACUAUCUGCGGGACGGCGGGCUCGUUUUACCCGAGUGUUUCCGCGAGCACAAACGUCUCGCGCGGGAAGCGAGACACUAUCGCCUACCUGGCUUAGAAAACGCCGUGAAAGAGGCCGACCCACGUCCACCCAAUCGCGAGCGAGGAUGUAUCACCGUGGGCUACCGCGGCAGUUUUGCUUUCGGUCGCGACGGACUCGCGGAUGUCAAGUUCCGCAAGCUCUCGCGUAUCCUCGUCUGCGGGAAGGUGACGUUGUGCCGCGACGUGUUCGGGGAGACAUUGAACGAGUCUCGGGAUCCGGAUCACGGAUUGGCAGACAGGUACACCUCCCGUUUCUUUCUCAAGCACUCGUUUAUUGAGCAAGCGUUUGAUAUGCUGCAAGAGCAAGGGUUCAAGUUGACGGCGAGCUGUGGCAGCGGGACGGCUGGUGGUGCGGCCGAACUCAAACCUGGCGUUGAUUCAGAGGAGAACCGUUGGAAUCACUACAACGAAUUUGUGUUCGUACGUGAUUAA